Colletotrichum orchidophilum is the source of this 1164-nucleotide messenger RNA. Its product is annotated as nuclear distribution protein pac-1a. Lineage: Eukaryota; Fungi; Ascomycota; Sordariomycetes; Glomerellales; Glomerellaceae. The annotation marks the transcript as partial. Gene Ontology annotation, molecular function: protein binding. The record is from RefSeq and is a predicted model, not a curated record. The transcript has 3 exons.
AACGACAACAUUUCAAUCGAAAACCCUGCAUUUCUUUGUUAUGUCUUUCUCGAAUCACCGCUUCCAUCUUUUCUACUCUUGUGCAUCCCUCGUUGCUUUCUUGGAGACAUCACAAUGAGCCAAAUACUGACCACUCGCCAAGCCGAGGAGCUGCACAAAGCCAUCUUCGCAUAUUUUUCAUCGAUAAACCUGCCGCAUGGUGCCUCUGUCCUCAGAGGAGAGCUGCAGAUCGGAGACAACUUCGAUGCCGCUCUCUCGGGCAAAUACGAAGGGUCCGAAGACUGCACCAUCAAAAUCUGGGACUGGGAGCUGGGCGAGCUGGAGAGGACUAUGAAGGGACAUACCAAAGCAGUGACCGACGUCGACUUCGGAGGACCGCGGGGUGCCAUCCUGCUGGCUUCCUGCUCGAAUGAUUUGACAAUCAAGCUGUGGGACCCUUCAGACGACUACAAGAACAUCCGAACGUUGCCUGGCCACGACCACAGUGUCAGUGCGGUCAGGUUCAUAUCUUCUGGAUCCGCGGGCAACCCAGGCUCAGGGAACCUGCUUGUUUCUGCCAGCCGUGAUAAGACACUGCGAAUAUGGGACGUUGCAACCGGCUACUGUGUCAAGACACUACAGGGCCAUACUGACUGGAUUCGUGAUGUUUAUCCGUCGCCGGACGGCCGCUUUCUUCUAUCGGCUGGCGACGACCGUACAGGGCGCGUGUGGGACAUUAGCACGGCGAACCUUGAGGCGAAAGUGACGCUCAUACACCACGAGCACGUUGUCACAUGUUGUACAUUCGCUCCACCCAACGCCCACGUACAUAUGGCGAAACUUGCUGGGCUAAGGAAACCGCCAGCAAAGAAUGCGGCCGAGUUCAUGGCAACAGGCAGCCGUGACAGGACAAUUUGUCUUUGGGACGCCAGAGGAAACUGCAUUAAGGUCCUGACUGGACACGACAAUUGGGUGCGGGCCGUUGUCUUCCACCCUGGUGGCAGGCACCUGCUAAGUGUAUCUGACGACAAGACACUACGAUGUUGGGAUCUCGCAGAGGAGGGCAGAUGUGUUCAACUCGACGAUGCGCACACUCAGUUCGUUUCGUGCUUGCGAUGGGCACCAUGCAUUUCUCGCGAGGUGGCAACAGACAGCGACGCGCAGGACGCCAACAACAGUACAUGA